Molecule: messenger RNA, 1270 nt
Organism: Metopolophium dirhodum (rose-grain aphid)
Lineage: Eukaryota; Metazoa; Arthropoda; Insecta; Hemiptera; Aphididae
Exons: 2
Coding region: 163-567 (134 amino acids)
Source: RefSeq, a predicted model, not a curated record
GAACUUUUGGAUCGGAGAUAUGAAGACGCGCGCUGCAUUUUCCUUGGCGGAGAUGCACAGCUCUGACACUAGACAAUAUUAUACACUCGAAGGGAACGCGUUUCGCCGGAAGAAUAAAUAAUUACUUAUACCGGACACAUGCGUUUUCAAUAAUCUUUCAAUAUGCCUCUCGUUAUGCAACGUUUCACCGAUGAUCUUAGGUUUUUGUGUUUCGUCGAUCCGGUGACCGGUGAAAUGUGGACGAAGGGUAGUGAUGUGGCCGAUUUUCUCGGUUACAUUGAACCAGCUCAAGUAAUUGAUGAACUUAUUCAGAAUGAAAAUUGUAAACGACCAUUAAAUGACAUAGUAAAUUGUUCUACCUUCAGGGAGACUCCAUCAAACUGGCAAUCUAAUCAAAUCAUGAUCAACGAGGGUGGGAUUUACACCUUGAUAAUGUCGUCUUCGUCGCCAGAAGCGCAACGUUACAAGGAUUUUGUAUGUAACACGGUGUUACCGUAUAUCUGUAAAACGGGUAUGUAUGUAACAAGACAGCAAGAAACGACUGAAUCUAUGGAUGUCGACGACUGAAACGUAAAAUCUUUACAAUCCCACACUGUCUCAAAUAUGAAAACGCAAGAAAAGAAAACAAUUUGAGCACCUUAGGACCCAAAUCUGAAUCGAACAAAGAAGUAAUACGUUAAUUUAAAAAAAAAUCAAAAUUAUAUAAACUUAUAUAGAUGUAUAAUAAUUUUAAAAAAAUAUUGUAAUUAAAAAAAAAAUGUAAAUACACUUUUUGCUAAUAACCUUUAUUGUUGAAUCGAUAUUAUAUAUUAUUGAAUAAAAAAAAAAAAAAUAGAAACUGAAUUAUUCUUUGCCGAUCAAAAAUCACCGUCAUCGUCGUACAUUUUCAGUGUAUUUCGAUAUAUUUAAUUUAUUUUGUUAGCUUCGUCAACGUGCUGGUAACGACUAUAUAAUAAUUAAACACACGUUUUGUAAUUGACUAAGAACAUUUUUUUUUUGGCGUCGUCGACAAUAACAAUAUUUUAACACAACCGUCGGUGUGGAAUGAUUUUUUAAAUUUUACGACAAACGUCGUCGAAUUUAACGCUUAAAACAUUAACACCGGCUAGCAAUGAAGUAUAUUCAAAUAUAAACACUUUUCGCUAAUAACCUUUAUUGUUGAAUCGAUAUUAAAAUAUAUAUUCUGUACAAAAAAUAAAAAAAUGAAUUAUUCUUUGCAGAUCACGUUCAAAAAUCCCCAUCAUCGUCGUACAUUUUCAGUGUAUUUCGA